AUGAGCCGCUUGCUUCUCCCCAAACAUGUCGCCGCCGUGGUCAGAUGCCAGACGGACCCGCUCAGGGCUCUGCAGAUGUUCAACGCCGCGGCGUCGCGCGGCGGCGGCGGGUUCAGGCACACGCCGUCGACCUUCAAGGCCAUGGUGGAGAAGCUCGCCCGCCACGGGGAGUUUGAUGAAAUGGAGAAUCUUCUCGCCGAGAUGCGGGCAAGCACAUCCCUCGACGGCGGCGGCGGCGGCGGCUUCUUCGAGGAGGCCUACGUCUCCGCCAUGAGAGGCUACGGCCGGAGGAGCAAGGUCCAGGAGGCUGUCGACGUGUUCGAGAGGAUGGACUUCUUCGGCUGCGAGCCCUCCGUCGUCUCCUACAACUCCGUCAUGAACAUCCUCGUCGAGCACGGCUUCUUCGACCAGGCCCACAAGGUCUACCUGCGGAUGCUCGACAGGGGGGUCUCGCCCGACCUCUGCACCUUCGCCGUCAGAAUCAAGGCCUUCUGCAGAACCCGCCGCCCGCGCGCCGCCCUGAGGCUCCUCAGGGACAUGCCCGAGAGGGGCUUCCUCCCCAACGCCGUCGUCUACUGCUCUGUGAUCGCCGGCCUCUAUGAGGGGGCUCUUCCUGAGGAAGCGCGCGCCCUGUUCGAGCAAAUGCUCGAGCAGGGGGUGCUCCCCGGCGUGCUCACCUUCAACAAGGUCGCCCACGAGCUCUGCAACAGUGGGGAGGUGGGGGAGGCCACCCAACUCCUCUGCAAGGUCCUCAAGCGGGGGACCUCCCCGAACCGCUUCACCUUCAACAUAAUCCUCCGGGGCCUGUGCAGAGAGGGCAGGCUGGUGGAGGCCACCUCCCUGUUGGGGCGGCGCAUGGGCGGCAGCGGCGGCGCCAGCCCGGUCCCUGACGCCGUCGCAUUCAACACGGUCAUCUGCGGCCUGUGCAGGUCCUCCCGGGUCGCCGAGGCGGCGGAUUAUCUCCGCAGGAUGACGAACAGCGGCUGCUUCCCCGACAGCUUCACCUACAACACCAUGAUCGACGGGUACUGCCGCGCCGGCAUGGUCCAGGCGGCGCUCGAGCUCCUCCGGGAUGCGAUCUUCAAGGGCUUCGUGCCUGACCGCUUCACCUACUGCUCCCUCGUCAACGGGCUCUGCGAGGAGGGCGACGUCGCCGGUGCGGUGAGGGUGUUCAAGGAGGCGGCGGCGGUGGGGCUGAGGCCCGACGUCAUCAUCUGCAACUCCCUCAUCAAGGGCCUCUGCAAGCGGGGCCUCGUCCUGCAGGCCCUCGACCUGCUGGAGGACAUGUCGGACGAAGGGGAAGGGUGCUGCCGGCCAGACAACUGGACCUAUAACACGAUCAUCCAUGGGCUGUGCAGGGCGGGGAAGGUCUCCGAGGCCCAGGACCUGCUCAACUCCGCCAUAGCCGUGGGGGGCUUCCUCCCCGACGCCUUCACCUUCAACGCCCUGGUCGACGGCUUCUGCCGGCGGCGGAGCCUGCACGAGGCGCUGGAGGUGGUCAGCAGGAUGUGGACCCACGGGGUGGCCCCCGACGCCGUCACCUACAACUCCGUCCUCAACGGACUAUGCAAGGCCGGGAAGACGGCGGAGGUCCUGGAGACCUUCCAGGAGAUGGCGACGAGGGGCUGCCACCCGAACCUCAUCACCUACAACAUCCUCAUCGAGAGCUUCUGCAGGGCCCGGCGGGCGGAGGAGGCCGCCGCCUUGAUGCCGAGGAUGAAGGAGGAGGGGCUGGCCCCCGACGCCGUCACCUUCGCCACGCUGAUCCACGGGCUCUGCGAGGCCGGCGACCUCCGGGGGGCGUUGGGGCUCUUCAGGGAGAUGGAGGGGGACGGCCUCGGGCCGACGGUCGCCACCUACAACGUGCUGAUCAGAGGGUUCGUCGGAAAGCUGGAGGCCCCGGCGGCGGCGGAGCUAUUCGCCGAGAUGGAGGAGAGGGGCUUCCUGCCGGACCCGUUCACCUUCCGGACACUCAUCGACGGGUUCUGCAGGGUCGGGGACGCCGGCGGCGCGCUGGGCCUCCUGAAGAAGAUGAUAUCUCAGCGAGGGGGGUUCGUCCCCGGCAUGGCGACCUUCGGGAGGGUGAUCAACUGCCUCUGCGUGAACCGGCGGGUGGCGGAGGCCGUGGAGGUCGUCCGGGUCAUGGUCCGGCACGGCGUCGUCCCAGCGGCGGCAGCCUCGAUCUUCGAGGCCGACAAGCGGGAGACGGCGGCGCCAAAGAUCUUGGUGGAGGAGCUACUGAGGAAGGGGCACAUCACGUACCACGCGUACGAGCUCCUCUACGAUGGGGUUCGGGACAAGAAGUUUGCCAGAGGAGGAAGAAGAAGAAGAGGAAGAUCCCACGCGGCGGACACCCUUUGA
Molecule: messenger RNA, 2361 nt
Organism: Spirodela intermedia
Lineage: Eukaryota; Viridiplantae; Streptophyta; Magnoliopsida; Alismatales; Araceae
Source: the annotation of a GenBank genome assembly